Astrephomene gubernaculifera is the source of this 7646-nucleotide messenger RNA. NCBI's taxonomy places the organism in Eukaryota, Viridiplantae, Chlorophyta, Chlorophyceae, Chlamydomonadales, Astrephomenaceae. The record is from the annotation of a GenBank genome assembly.
CUAACCGCCUAUCGCAUGGCUGGCCCUAGCCCCUUACGAUGUACUGAAAGAACCCAUAGGUAUACCAGGGAUACUAAAGAGUACACCCUAUAAAGCCUUAUAAAUAACUUACUCCUCAUAAGUCUGCGACCCACAUUGCGGCCCUUCCGACGUGAACUCUGGUAGUCCUGCUUAACUUCAACUUUAUUAUUUUAGGUUGAUGAUUAUUAGCUCUUACUCUGCCUCCAAGGAAACGUAACUUUGUGCUUCUUUCGUCUUGCGGACCUGGACUAGCUAAUCCUGCCAGCGGGCAAGAGGCAACAAGGCAGCAGCAAGGCACCUUUUUUUAUAAAGGGUUUAGCAUAUAUACUUAUUGUGGACUGGGCCGGGCGCGCUUUCCGCUCGGUGCCAUGCUGAGAUACUAGCGGCGUCGGUAUAGCUGGGAAGGAGAGGGAACCACCUGAGAGCCGAAACCGGGCUGGAGCCAUGUUCUCUAAACCUGGCGCGACCCAGGUUCAGCCCCUGGCAGGGGCAGAUGACUUCUUUGGGCGCCCGGACAUGCACAACAACAGCGUCACCCAUGCGCGCAUGCCCACCAAGUGCAACUCCGGGAUGCUAGCACUGAAGGUGCCGGACCCGCCACAGUUUGCCCCUUCAGCGGUUUGCGCCAUCAGCGCCGACGGCAAAGUAGCAGCGGUGGGCGGCCGCGAUAUAGAGCUGUAUCUGUGGAACGUGGACAAUGGAGAGCUGCUGACUAAGAUUCGCGGACAUGAUAUCUUCUGGGUUGGCAGCCAUGACAACACCUUCUUCAUUACAUGUCAGGAAGAUGGCAAGAUCCUAAUGUGGGACCGAGCCGCCAUGCGCACCACCCUCACGCUGGGUGAGGUGCCGGACGGCAUCACGUGCUGCAACAUCGCCAAGGAGAACGACUUUGUCAUCGUGGGAAACUCCAAGGGCAACGUGUACAGCUGGGACACUGACACCGGCUCCGUGGCGCACCUGUACGAGGCGGGUCACAAGGGCCCGGUGCAGUACGCCAACGUGUACACCCUGCCCACCUACGGCCGCUGUGUGGUGUCGUGCGGAGCCAAGGAUCACACCGUGGUCGUGUGGGACCUGCUAAACGGUGAGCCGCGUGCCCUCAUCGAAAUCAAGGAGCUGGAGCACGCCAAGAACCUCAAGUACGACAUCACGCGUGACGGCGCACGUGUGGUGGUGUGGUGUACGGAUUCCGUACCCUUCCCGAACCUGGUGGUGGUGGACGUGAUGAGUCAGAACAAGAUCUCGGUGUACUGCCAUGAAGGCCUUGUACGACAGGCCGUGUUCACGCCCAACGGCGACCGCAUCAUCAGCUCCGGCAACGACAACAAAGUGCAGGUGUGGGACACCUUCAGUCUGGAGAACCUUGUAACAAUGACGGGCCACGAGGGCAGCGUGCUGUGCUGCGCGGUGAACGAGUUGGCUACUCGGGUGGUCAGCGGCGGGGAGGACUGCUCGGUGCGGCUGUGGAGUCUGGAGGACGGCAAGCAGCUGCUGGCGUUCCAGGCCCAAGACGAGCCCAUCAAGCAGGUGCAGUUUUCCACCUCGGGCCAGCGCAUCCUCUCCUGCGACGUCACCGGCCGCGUGUACGUCUGGUCCAUGCACGCGGAGUUCCUGACCAACCUCAUGCGGCGCUACGCGGACAACAUCUCCGCAUGCGCCAUGAGCAACGACAUGAAGCUGUGUCUGGUGGGCUGCAACAACGGGCGGGUGAUGCUGUGGGACGUGGAGAAGCGGGAGAGCGUGUGGGAGUACACGCACCACACGGGGCGGGUGGAGGCGGUGGCGUUCAACUGCACGCGGGACAUGUGCGCCACGGCGGGGGCGGAUGGCAGGAUUGUGCUGCUGUUCAGCGACACCGGCAAGCAGGCCAACUCCUUCAUCGGCGCGGAGGAGCCCAUGAUGAGUGUGCAGUUCUCCCCCGACGACGAGCGCAUCUCGGGGUGCGCCGCGGACGGCAAGCUGUACCUCUACCAGACGGCGGGCGCGGGCCGCAAGCCCAAGGUGGUGCUGCGCUCCUCUGUGGCGCGAAUCAACAACCACGUGUGGUCGCCCAACUCCAAGCUGAUUGCGGGGGCCUGCUCCGAUGGAACUAUGAUGGUAUGGAACUCCAGCACGGGUGGUAUCCACUCUGCCCUGGAGGGCGCCUCCGCGGGGGCCACCUGCUGCGGAUUCGACCUGAUCGGCAAGCUGCUGGCGGUGGGAACCGUGCUGGGCACCACCCUGCUGUACAACCUUGAGACCAGCGAGCUGCUGGUUGAGCUGCGCGGCAACCCCAGCCCGGUGAAGGAGGUGGUGUUCAACCAGGAGACCUCGCAGCUGACCACCAUGUGCAGCAGGCAGGCGGCGGUGUGGGACGUGGCGAAUGCGGCCAAGAUCCGCGUGUUUGACUUUGUGAUGGACAAGGCGGGCGACUUCAAGUCCCCGCCGCACCCCUACCGCUGGGCCGUGGCGCACAACAGCACCGUGCUGUUCGACCACGAGAGCGAGGCGCUGGUGCUGGACAUGCUCACCAUUGACGACCCGCUGCUGCGCUCGUACUACCUGUCAGAUGUGCAGACCAUCGCCAGCGGCUUCAACCACCGCAAGCUGAUGGUCUGGUCGGCCGCCGGCUCCUCCGCGCCCGACAAGUUCCACACCACCCACGAUGCCAUCACCUCGACGCACUUUUCCAAUGACGACAGGCUGGUGGUCAUGGGAACACAGGACGGCAACGUGGUCGUGUACGAUGUGGUCCACGGAGAGACGGUUGAGAUCCUGAUCGGCCACCAGAACGGCCCCUGCCGCUGCGUGCGGCUGUCAGCGGACAACAAGGAGGUCCUCUCCUGCGGCGCCGACUCCAAGGUCAUCCUGUGGGAGUGGCGCAAGCGCAGCCCCACCCGCAUCUACUCGGGGCACUUCAUCUCCAUCGGCUGCUGCGAUAUGUCCACACAGGGCAACCGAGUGGUGUCGGGCGACAACCACGGCAUGAUCUGCGUGUGGGAGAAGGACAGCGGCAACCCCGUGCAGACGCUCCCCCUGGCGCACUCCAAGGCGGUGCUGUCGGUCACCAUCUCGGCAGAUGGAUCCACCAUCGCCUCCGUGGGAGCGGACGACAAGGUGUCUAUCUGGAACGUGGACAUCGGUAUCGAGCUGGUGUCGCUGACCGCCGCCAUGGAGUCGCACCCGCUCUACUGCUCCUUCUCGCCCGACGGCAACAAGCUGGCGGUGACGGAGAGCAACGGCAACGUGAUGGUGUGGAACGUGGUGGCGGGGUGCCAGUGGUACAUGAUCUACCAGGCCCAUAAGGGCAAGGUGACGGGCUGCUCCUGGUCCGCCGACUGCCGCAAGUUCACCACCUGCGGCACCGACAGCGUGACCAUGGUGUGGGACGCGGAGUCGGGCGCGCCGCUGUUCAAGUUCAACCUGAAGGCGGGGCCGCUCACCUCCUGCGCGGUGUCGCCGUCGGGGAUGUACGUCGCAGCGGGAUCCACCACGGGCACGCUGUCCGUGUCCAACCUGAUGACCGCGGCGCGCACCACCCCCGAGCCCUCCUUCCUCUUCCACUGGCUGGCCACGCACGAGCACCGCGCCUCCAACUUCCUCUACCUGCGUCUGCUGGCCAUGUACCCCUACCUCGCCAACGUGCAGGACGCGCAGGGUUGGUCCAUCGCCCUCCACGCUCUGUCCCGCGGUAACGCCGAGGUCUCCGCCAUCAUCAUGGACUCCCUCGCCAACGACUGCGGCAUCCUGGGCCUCAUAUCUGCCGUACCCUUCUCCAUCCAAACCCGCAUCAAGUUCCAUAACCAAACGGAGGAGCCGCGCGGGCUGUUUGGUGGCGGCGGAGGCGAGGGCGGGCCGGCGCAGCGACCCACGAGCGCGUGGGUCAGUGCUGCUGCCAAGGGCGAGGGCGACAAGAGCAUGCGGCCGAGGACGGCUAUGCGGAGUGGGCCGUCGAUGGGUGGAGGCUUGAUGCCGGAGGGACAGAAGUCGCAGCGCCGAAAGUCGCUGGUGCUGAAAUCGAGCGACGACGACAAUGGCACGCUGCUGGGUAACGACAUGCGUCAGGGCAGCAACCUGCGCGACGUGCUGGUUCAGAAGAGCCGCGCCUCCUUCAGCCAGCAGCUCAAGAAGGUGGCGGUGGAGAUGAUCACGGAGACGCGAGACCAGGACCACAUGGCGCUCAUUCACAACAACGCGGUGGCACUGGCGCUCAACUCCAAGUCCUCGGAGUGCGUGCAGGCUGUGUUGGACGCCGCCGCCGCCAACAAGGUGAGCUGGGGCAGCUACCACGCCAUCACCGACAUGAUGCCCUCCCUGGCGCUGCGCUACCCCAUCAUGUGCUACCACUUCCUGGCGGCACUCGACCUGCGCAACCUGGGGGACCUGGAGGUGCCGGUGGCGGUGCUCAAGGGCCUGGACCGCUCCGUCAUCCGUACGGCGCCCAUCUUCACCAACGUGAAGAACCUGUGGCAGGGUCACCUCAAGCUGCACGAGGUCAAGUUCGGUCCGCAGCCGUACGCGCACGUGAAGGCCAGCAUGGUGCGUCUGCCGUACGCCUGCUCCAUCGGGCGGGACUCGCUGCUGCAGACGCUGGUGGAGAGCGAUGUGCCGGUCAAGGCCUACGGCACCCCCACCCUGCGCGCCAUCAUCAAGCACAAGUGGCGGCUGUACGCGCGGCGCAAGCUGCUGACUCGCUCGCUCAUUUACGUGUGCUACGUGGUGCUGUUCACCGUCACCGGCAUCCUGUACGCCAUGGAGGACCACGCGCUCACCGCCUCCGCCUACUGGAAGACCACACCGGGGCGGGCGCACUUCAUCAUUGAGGUCUACAUCUUUGCGCAGUCCGCCUGGUACGCCUGGACGGAGCUGACCCAGGUGUACGCCAUCGGGCUGAGCCUCUACUUCAAGAGCUACUGGAACACGUUCGACUCGAUGAUGAUCCCGCUGGUGCUGGUCAUUCCGCCGCUGCACGUGAUCCGCAUCAGCGACAACGAAGGGGGCGCGCUGGGGCCGCUCAUAGCACUGGCAAUGGUCAUGGUGUGGUUCAAGUCGCUCUUCUACGGUCUGGCCUUCGAGCCGUUCGGCCCUAUCGUCAACAUGGUGUUCCAGGUCAGCCGCGCCAUCCGACAGUUCCUGCUGAUGCUCUUCAUGUGCUGCUGCGCCUUUGGCGUGUCGCUCAUGGUGCUGUCGCAGUACGUGCCGCACGGGGUGGCGCUGCAGCAGUACAGCAGGGACAGCAGCCAGGACUUUGGUCGCACGCUGUUCACCAUGUGGCGAGCGGUGCUGGGCCAGUUCAGCGUGGACUGGGUGUGGGGCAGCGCCUGGCAGGAGCUGUCCAUCCUGUUCUUCUCCGCCUUCAUGUUCAUCGUGCAGAUCCUGCUGCUGAACAUGCUGAUUGCGCUGAUGCGGGAGGUGUACAACCGGGUGAAGAACACGGAGGAGGACGUCUUCCUAAAGGGUCGCGCCAGCCUGAUUGUGGAGGUGGAGACGCUGAUGGCUCGCAAGCAGCUGGAGCGCUACGCCAACAUGCCUCCCUACGUGCACCUGCUCACACCCGUGAAGCGCAAGGACGUGCGCGACCGGACCGGCGUGGAGGCGCGGCUGGACAAGAUCGAGCACGUGCUCAACAAAUUACUAGAGGCCGCGGACCAAAGCAAACUGGCCGAGCUCAUGGACCCCAACGGCCAGAACCGCCGCAUAGCGGGCUUCGCCGGCCCCGCCGGCCCCGUCACCGCCGCCGCCGCGGCCGCGCUGCCUUCCCACGGCGAGGCUGGCGGCAGCCACGUGGGCGGCGGUGACGUGACCAGCACGGUGCACAACAACUCUGCGUUCACGCAGGAGCAGGUGAACCUGAUUCAGAUGCAGGCCUCCAAGCUGGAGGAGUUCGAGGACCAGUUCCCCGCGGUGCUGCGGCAGCUGGACCGGGUGCAGCGCUCCGUGAACAACCAGGAGCUGCGUUUGGAGGGUGUGGUUGCGGUGCUGCGAGACGUGGAGAACCUGCUCCGAAACCAGCAGCCGGUGGUGAUCCACCAGGAGAACCGCCCGCCGCCCCGCCGCGGCUCCAUCCUCACGGAGGCUGAGCUGGAGGCAGAGGUGAAGAAGCUGCUGGGCACGGGAACUGAGAGGCUGUGAGGAGGGGUGGUGAGGCAUGCGAGGAGAGGCAGAAAGUGCAUGAAGGGACCCGCGGGUCGGUGGAUCUCGUGUAUAAUUUGUGUGUGAGGAUUGGAAGUGGGUGUGGUUGCUAAUGACGCACCGAGGUGCUGGCAGGGGUCAGCGACGGGGGCAUGGCAGUGGCGGCGGGGCAGCGAGGGUGCAGCGGUGCCGGUGCAUGGCUUUUCUAGUUGGGCAAUCGUCGCAGGGGCUCAUGGUAUGGUCGUGCUUGUGGCUGGGGGUUGAAAGGCUACCUGCCGUAUGAAGGUGGGCUUGCAACUCGUUUUGGGUUGCCUCAUCACUAGACCCGUCUUAGAGCUGACCGUGACACUUUGCGCGUGAAAAGCCACUUUUCUCCCCAUGUGACCCGUGGGUCGGCUUGAGCGGCGAAUGUUUGUGUGGCAGCCGAAGCAUGCUUACGUUUCUCCACAGCACUUGUUUAUUGGCGUUGGGGGACGUUUUCCCAUGUGAGUACCUUGUGGCUUGGCUCUCUGCAGCUUUAAAUGGAUGUGGUUAACCUCUUGUGGUCUUAGUCGCGCGCCUUGCUAGCGCCCAAUCGUUUGGACUCGCGUGGCCUGUGUGACUGGUGCUGGCAGCUUAAACACGUCGCUCUGUGUUAGGAUUGGGGGAUGGAAUUGGGGUUGCACAGGGGCCCACAUGGGGGAAACAUUGAAACGAGAAGGGCAUCACUGGUUUGGUUUUGCACCUGCAAAUACUGGACUGGAGUUUGUAGCGCCCGCUGAAAUUGCGGGCUUGACGGUUGGUUGGUUCAUCAUGGUUAGCAUGGUGUACGGGCGCAGGUUUGCCGUGGCGCUUAGCGGCGCGGGUGUUUUGGAAUCGGAUGGACGUUUGAGUGCGAACAAAGAUGUGCUGCCUACGAAUUGCUGCUCUGGACGUCAAAACUAUUUUUGCUGCGGCAGCAUACAUGCGUGAUUACUUCUGCGUAUAUGCGGUUGUGUGUCUUUACGGUUCAAUGUUUGCAUAUGUUAAUUUAGUCCCCGCGUGUGUUGUGAUUUCCCGGCUUACAGUUGGCUGGCGUUACGUAAUCACGAUCGUGUCACAUGUGUCGCGAUGUUUUAGGCACUUGGCUUUGUACGGCAGUACGGCGAACAUGUCGUACUUUACGCCGUACUGCCGUACGGCUUAAGAAUUAGUGUUGAGUUCUCUUCUCUAGAUGUACAUAUAAGCAGAGCAUAUAAGUGUCGCUGGAUGGGUUGUCGCGUUUCUAGGUGUUUACGGUGAUAACAAUUAUUAGCAGAGUGGCGUUGAUAGUCUCUGUCGGCAGGGAAUCCCUUGCUGCCGAAACCACAACACACGCACGCAUUCGCAAAAACGCAACCCCCCCCCGCGCACGCUUCGUCUGUAGCCUAGCAAUCAUGCGUAUUAGCGCUGAAGUAACUAGCUCGGGAGCAACGUCUCCGAGAUUGCGCUCUUCUCCUGUUAUUUGUAAAUUGCCGCACAGUGGCGUCUUCCUUCGGACCCGGUAACAUGAGGAC